CUGCAGGAGCUCCAGGAGCAGCAAGCAACGCUGAAGGCUCUGAGACAAAAGGCUCAGGAACAGCUUAACGAGGCAAGAGCGGCUCAGGGAGUUCUGAUGUCAGCUCACGGCAUCAAUCCAGACAAUAACAUUCAAGAAAGGCUACAAAACCUUCAUCGGUUCUUUGAUGCUAGGCAUCAGCUGGUCCAGGUAGUACAGGGGCUAGACGAGGAGGAGUUGGAGACCUGUGAGAUGCAGAACAAGCUAGAUGAGCUACAAGCAAAAAAACAGCACAUGGACCAGUUGCUUGCUCAGUUCUCUAAUAACGUUUCAGAAGAUCUGUCAGCGGAGGAGUGUGAGAGAGAUGUUGAGAACAAGAUGGCGGAACUGAAUGCAAUGAGAGACACCUUGGCUAUCCUGCAGAGUAACAUUUCAGCUCAGCUUCAGCCUCAGGCUUCUCAGGAGCGAAGUGUGAAGAAAGAGCCUCAGUCCCGUGCGUCUGUGGAGAAGUCCAACACGACUACUGGGCAGACUCUGAUGGCUAAGACUCAGCAGCUCCACGAGGCCAAGGCCAAGCUGCAACAGCUGCAGAAUCUGCUGCGGACUGUGGAGGAGCUGCGGGAGUCAGGCCAACCAGUACCAGACUCUAUCCUGCAGCUGAUGGGCAACUCCCACCUAAGUGACCACAGUUCCAGCCCUACACAUCCUGACAGGUCGGACAUGUCAUCACAAGAACUGAAUGUCACUCAGCCAGUGGGUGAGCGGCUGGUGAACGCAUGUGAGCGCAGUGAACUAUACUCUGAACGUGGCUGUCGCUCACUCAACUCUUGUGAGCGUGAGAGAGUCAACCAUCAGCUGCCUGCCAAUGCUACCAAACACAAUAACCAAGAGGACAAGCUGGGAACAAAGAUGCAGCUAGAGGAACUCUUGCGAAAUCAAGACCUGAACAUCUCACAACCCCUCCAGAGCUCCAGUUUCCAAGAGAACAGCACCACCACAGGCACUUGGGGCAGUUCUACACAAGGCACCAGCACCAUGGAUGACAACUUCAAUCUGGAAUUUGCAGGGGACCUGAACGAAUCAGCCAGCAUUAAGAAUGCCACCGGAGCUGUCCAGCCUCACAAUGUUUGGAGGAAACCUUCCACAGGGAGUGGAACAUCACGACUCAGUUGGACAUCACCAUACGUACCGCAGGACGUGAGGAGGCAACAGCACUCGGACACAGGAGCUCGGCCACGCACCUCACCACCACCUCCUCACUCCCCACCUACAAACUCGGCCACACCCAGCGGCAGACACAACCCUUCAGCCUGACAGCCAUUGGGUUGUUCAGCAGAUCAGUCAGUUGCAGAACCAGCUGCAGCAGAUGACUGGGCUUUACAAGAACUUUGUGGAGAAGCAGCACAACUGCCCUCCCCCUGGAUGGGUCCCUCCAAC
Messenger RNA from Homalodisca vitripennis (glassy-winged sharpshooter), 1416 nucleotides. RefSeq lists its product as uncharacterized. The transcript is spliced from 12 exons. The annotation marks the transcript as partial. Lineage: Eukaryota; Metazoa; Arthropoda; Insecta; Hemiptera; Cicadellidae. The record is from RefSeq and is a predicted model, not a curated record.